AUGUCCGUGGAUCACGAGGUGCAGCCCUGUGACAACUUCUAUGCCUAUAGCUGUAAUAAUUGGAUCGAACAUCAUUCGAAUCUUCGGCAACAUCACAGAGGUAUUGAGGAUUAUCGCCCGGAAAGUGAUUGGUCCCAUGGGGAUUUUGAUCUGUUUGCCUUGUUGGGUAAAUUACAAAGUUAUGGCCUUAAUAAUCUGCUGAUCUAUCAGGAGGUGUCUCGUGGUUCCGGGGGCUCAGUGCAGAUUAUAUUCGAAAAACCACGAUUAGAUAUGGCGGAAAAUUCGCAAGAUGAAGAGGCAAACACUGAAUUCACCUUAUUUUAUUAUUUCCUAAAACGUUCGGGUAUGCCUGCGCAGCAGGCCCAGGGUUAUAUGAAAAAACUCAAAAGGACCCAACAGCAUUGGCAUCAAGUCUAUCGGAAUUAUUCCAUUGCAGAGGACGCAGAAAAUCCCGUCCGUACCUUGACAUUUGAAAAGCUGCAACAGCUGUUUCCCAAAUUGGCGAGGUUUUUGGAAAAUCUCCUCGACACUCCGUUGGCGGUGGAUACCAUGGUGGCCAUUUAUAAUUUGGAAUAUUUUCAAUAUCUAGUCGAACGGCAAUUGUCUGCGGAAAAUUCUCAAAAUCUAUGUAAUUAUCUGAUGAUGAAAUUCCUGGUCUAUCUUUUCAAAGAUGCCACCGAUGAUUUUACAAAGCAGCAGUGCCUGCGGGAUUUGCGAAAUAAAAUGGAUGUGGCUGUGAACUACCUGUAUCAUCAGUAUAUUAUUAAACACGAAGUUGCGGAAUAUUAUGAUGACGUGGCCUAUAUCCUUCAUAAGAUAUAUGAAUAUUUUAUGCAGACCCUAGAGGAGAAUUCUCUCAAUCUCAUCGAGCCACAAAUGCAGCUACUCAAAUUAAAGCUAAACACCUUGAGGGUAAAUUUUGGUAACCUACCUCAACAGAUUAUCUAUCCCCAAUACGGGUCUAAUAAUGCCAACAACAAACCCCAACUAAAUCCCCAGGAAAUUGAAAAUUUCUAUCACAACCUACCCCAAAUGGAUCCGCACAGUUACUACCGCAAUCACCUGGCGCUACUUAAACAUCGUUUUUGGCGCACACAGCUCUAUGAGCCCAGCUAUAGCUUUUACAUUGCCACCGAUAACACCAUCGGCAGCAGUUCCACACCCAUCUAUUAUGCCCGGCAAAAUAUGGUGAUCCUCUUUCCAGGAUUUUUGCAGGAUCCCAUUUACAACCUCCGCAUGGAUCCCCUAAGCAAAUGGUCUCUACUCGCCUUUAUUUUGGCCCAUGAAUUUACCCAUGCCAUUGAUACGUCGGGCAUGUAUUUUGAUCCUGAUGGCUCGCUACGCCAAUCCGAUUUGGGUAUACAGGAUGCAAAGAAUUUUACCCAGUCCCUGGAAUGUUUACAACAACAGCUGGCCACAGAUACUAUAGAUGAACGACUGGCCGAUUUAAUGGGUGCCCGGGUGGUGUUCAAUGCCUACAUCAAGGAAUAUAAUUGGACAACAGGAUCAGACGACACGUCAGUGGAUUGGCGUCGGCUAUUCUUCAUAAAUAUGUCACAAUUUUUUUGUGGCGCCCAAGGUAUACAAUUUCGUGAUCAUGAUUCCGAUGCGGAUCGUGUCCAUCAAAUUGUCAUGAAUAUACCCGCAUUUGCAGAGGCUUUUGAAUGUGGGACGGGUUCGAAAAUGAAUCCGGCGAAAAAGUGUAGGGUAUUUUAA
This is a messenger RNA of Musca vetustissima, 1716 nucleotides long. Its product is annotated as neprilysin-4-like. Gene Ontology annotation, cellular component: plasma membrane. Lineage: Eukaryota; Metazoa; Arthropoda; Insecta; Diptera; Muscidae. Bases 1 to 1716 code for a protein of 571 amino acids. The transcript is spliced from 2 exons. Gene Ontology annotation, molecular function: metalloendopeptidase activity. Gene Ontology annotation, biological process: protein processing. The record is from RefSeq and is a predicted model, not a curated record.